AUGUCCGCAGCACCAGCAGCUGGCGCCGCGCUAACGACGAAAGCUACCACUACAGACAAGAGUGCCGAGUCAACGAAGGACGCAAAGCCAGCAGCUGCUCUGGAGGAGGAUGACGAGUUCGAGGACUUCCCGGUAGAGAACUGGACACAAGAAGAGGCUGAGGUACCAGGAGAUAACACACAUCUGUGGGAGGAGAGCUGGGACGAUGAUGACACGAACGAAGACUUUUCGGCGCAACUGAAGGAGGAGCUUAAGAAGGUUGAGGCGGGCAAGAAACGUUGA
This is a messenger RNA of Mollisia scopiformis, 282 nucleotides long. RefSeq lists its product as uncharacterized. Gene Ontology annotation, cellular component: proteasome regulatory particle, lid subcomplex; proteasome complex. Lineage: Eukaryota; Fungi; Ascomycota; Leotiomycetes; Helotiales; Mollisiaceae. The transcript is spliced from 3 exons. The coding region runs from base 1 to 282 and encodes 93 amino acids. The record is from RefSeq and is a predicted model, not a curated record. Gene Ontology annotation, biological process: proteasome assembly; double-strand break repair via homologous recombination; mRNA export from nucleus.